CUCUUGCUUCUCCUCCCACCGCCUCCCAGUCUCCCAGCCUCUUCUGGGAGAAUGAGGCGGAUUGAGGACUGUGGCUGAGGUGCGGAUGCUGGGUGACAAGUCGGAGCCGGGACAGGCAUAAUGGCAGAAACUGCUUCUCCACUGAAGCACUUUGUGCUGGCUAAGAAGACAAUUACAGCAAUCUUUGACCAGUUACUCGAGUUUGUUACUGAAGGAUCACAUUUUGUUGAAGCAACAUACAAGAAUCCAGAACUUGACCGAGUAGCUACUGAGGAUGAUCUGAUAGAAAUACAAAGGUAUAAAAAUAAGCUUUCCAUCAUUGGUGAGGUGCUGUCUCGGAGACACAUGAAAGUGGCAUUUUUUGGCAGGACAAGCAGUGGGAAGAGUUCUGUUAUCAAUGCCAUGUUGUGGGAUAAAGUCCUCCCUAGUGGAAUUGGCCAUACAACCAAUUGCUUCCUGAGUGUUGAAGGAACGGAUGGAGAUAAAGCUUAUCUCAUGACAGAAGGGUCAGAUGAAAAAAAGAAUGUGAAGACAGUUAAUCAGCUGGCCCAUGCCCUUCAUAUGGACAGAGACUUGAAAGCUGGCUGUCUUGUACAUGUGUUUUGGCCAAAGGCAAAAUGUGCCCUCUUGAGAGAUGACCUGGUUUUAGUGGAUAGUCCAGGUACAGAUGUCACUACAGAGUUGGAUAGCUGGAUUGAUAAAUUUUGCUUAGAUGCUGAUGUCUUCGUUUUGGUUGCAAACUCUGAAUCAACUCUAAUGAAUACGGAAAAACAGUUUUUUCACAAGGUAAAUGAGCGACUUUCCAAGCCUAAUAUUUUUAUUCUGAAUAAUCGUUGGGAUGCCUCUGCAUCAGAGCCAGAAUAUAUGGAAGAUGUACGCAGACAGCACAUGGAAAGAUGCCUACAUUUCUUGGUGGAGGAGCUCAAAGUUGUGGAUCCUUUAGAAGCGCGGAGUCGUAUCUUUUUUGUUUCUGCAAAGGAAGUUCUUAGUGCUAGAAAGCACAAAGCCCAGGGGAUGCCAGAAGGUGGUGGGGCACUUGCAGAAGGAUUUCAGGCAAGAUUGCAGGAGUUUCAGAAUUUUGAACAAAUCUUUGAGGAGUGUAUCUCGCAGUCAGCAGUGAAAACAAAGUUUGAACAGCACACUAUCAGAGCUAAACAGAUACUAGAAACUGUGAAAAACAUAAUGGAUUCAAUAAACGUGGCAGCAGCAGAGAAAAGGGUUUAUUCAAUAGAGGAGAGGGAAGACCAAAUUGAUAGACUGGACUUUAUCCGAAACCAGAUGAACCUUUUAACACUGGAUGUUAAGAAAAAAAUCAGGGAGGUUACAGAGGAGGUUGCAAAUAAGGUUUCAUGUGCAAUGACAGAUGAAAUUUGUCGACUCUCUGUUUUGGUUGAUGAAUUUUGUUCUGAGUUUCAUCCUACUCCAAGUGUAUUGAAAGUAUAUAAAAAUGAGUUAAAUAAGCACAUAGAAGAUGGAAUGGGAAAAAAUUUGGCUGAUCGGUGUACCAAUGAAGUCAAUGCUUCAAUGCUUCAAUCCCAGCAAGAAAUUAUUGAAAAUUUGAAGCCAUUACUUCCAGCUGGUAUACAGAAUAAACUACAUACACUGAUUCCUUGCAAGAAAUUUGAUCUCAGCUAUGACCUGAAUUGCCACAAGUUAUGUUCAGAUUUUCAAGAGGAUAUUGUAUUUCAUUUUUCCUUGGGCUGGUCCUCGCUUGUCCAUCGUUUCUUGGGUCCUACAAAUGCUCAGCGUGUGCUUCUAGGAUUAUCAGAGCCUAUCUUUCAGCUUCCCAGAUCUUUAGCUUCUACUCCCACUGCUCCUACCAAUCCAGCAACACCAGAUAAUGCGUCACAGGAAGAACUCAUGGUUACCUUAAUAACAGCGUUAGCUUCUCUUACGUCUAGAACUUCUAUGGGCAUCAUUGUUGUUGGAGGAGUGAUUUGGAAAACUGUAGGCUGGAAACUCAUAUCUGUUUCAUUAAGUAUGUACGGAGCUUUGUAUCUUUAUGAAAGGCUGACUUGGACCACCCAUGCCAAGGAGAGAGCCUUUAAACAGCAAUUUGUGAAUUAUGCAACUGAAAAACUGCAACUGAUUGUUAGCUUCACAAGCGCCAACUGCAGCCAUCAAGUACAACAGGAAAUGGCAACCACUUUUGCUCGCCUGUGCCAACAAGUUGAUAUUACACAAAGACAUCUAGAAGAGGAAAUUGCCAGAUUAUCCAAAGAGAUAGAUCAACUGGAGAAAAUACAGAACAAUUCAAAGCGCUUAAGAAAUAAAGCUGUUCAACUUGAAAACGAGCUGGAGAAUUUUACUAAGCAGUUUCUACAUUCAAGCAAUGAAGAAGAAUCUUAACAAUAGAGAUUGCUUUGGUGAUCAUGAUAGAAGAUGGAACUUGGAAGAUUGGGACAGUUAUUUUUAUGAAGUGACUUUAAAUAUGAAUUAUACUAAUUAUACCUAAAUGGCAAAUCCAUGAGUAGAUCCUGGUGUUGAUCUAUCUCAGGGUGUGUGUAUUUCUGAAAAGUGUUGUGAUGUCUCUUUAGUUUUAAUUUUGGGUAAAGAAAAAUCCUUUGAUAGGUGAAAAUGAUGAAUUAGUUUAAAGAACCAACUCUCUGACCCCUGAGGGGUGGGGCCUUGCUCUUAAUUAGGGCUCUCUUUGUUUUUGAUUCUGAAAAACUCUGCUUCCUGGCAUCCAGGAGUUAGAGAAUGCUCCUUUCAUCUUCUUUCUCAAAACGAAUUUUUGAUGCCUAUUUCAGUGGGAAUAGUCACAUUUUUGUUCUAUAAACUGCAUUGCUCUAACCACAAAGGAGUGUGGAAUGUUCUUGAGUGUAUUAUUUAUGCAGGUUACAAUCACUUUUGCCAUCCUGACAGGUAUGUAAACCACUAAUAAAUAAUGCUGUUUUUACUCCCUUUUAUUCCCAUUAAAAUUGAUGUAAAACACUUUAUGGGUUUGUUAUUAUAGAGUCCUUAUAAAGGUAUUUGGGUCUAUAUAGUUUUCUCAUGUUUCUCAGGAAACACUUCCAGCCUCAACUCUGAUUCCAGUAAGGAAAGCUUUCUCAGUUUUAAGAGUUAAGUUUGAAGUGAUAAAAAUAGCCAGAGAUGUGGGAGAUCUGAAUUUUGGGUGGCUACAGUCAUGUACAAAUGCUGUUCUUUAGAAAGUAUUUGCCAAGGAUACUGCUGGGUUGUCCCCCGGGGUGGCUUUUAAACAUUAAUUGUAUCAAUUUGACAGGUCACGGUUAAAAAUUAUUACGGUUAAAAAUUAUUACGUUUUUUACCUUAAUGAAAUGUUUAUGAGUU
Kogia breviceps (pygmy sperm whale) is the source of this 3291-nucleotide messenger RNA. It is a transcript of the gene MFN1, whose product is annotated as mitofusin 1. Gene Ontology annotation, molecular function: GTP binding; GTPase activity. NCBI's taxonomy places the organism in Eukaryota, Metazoa, Chordata, Mammalia, Artiodactyla, Physeteridae. Gene Ontology annotation, cellular component: mitochondrial outer membrane. The record is from RefSeq and is a predicted model, not a curated record. Gene Ontology annotation, biological process: mitochondrion localization; mitochondrial fusion.